Rodentolepis nana is the source of this 456-nucleotide messenger RNA. The record is from the annotation of a GenBank genome assembly. Lineage: Eukaryota; Metazoa; Platyhelminthes; Cestoda; Cyclophyllidea; Hymenolepididae.
AUGGCGAAAUCCAAGAUAGUGCAUCCCAACAGUCGUAAGGCCAAACAGAAUAUUUCCAAGAAGCAUCACCAAGCAAAAGUCCAGAAGCGCAAGAAAGUUCGCAAAUCUAAGGAUGACUUGAAAAGAGUCAAAUUAUUGUGGUUCAAGGAGCACAUACCUAAUGACAAAGAAAAACUAUCCGUUGAAGAACUUAGACAAUUGAUUUCUAGAUAUCUGGAACGCUUCGAACUUGAAUCUAAAACAGAAAGAAAGGAGGCAACUAACUGUUCCGUUUCCGUGACUGUCGACAUGGCAAUCGAACACGUAAAGCAGGAAUCUCAUGAAUUCUUGACAACUGGCCUAUUAGUUCCGGACCUAACCUCCAAACCCAACUUUGAGAAAUUUAUGCAAUGGAAUGGCGAAACGAACAAAAUGAUAUCCAUACCCAUGAUUACUGUGAGAAAGUCUUGUAUUUAA